AUGAAUUUCUAUGAAGAUCCUCCUAAGAGAUAUUCUUUAGAUAACUCAGAAACAAGCUCAGAUGAAGAUUUGGGUGAAAAUAAUUUUUUUAAGAAAGAUAAAAUUAAGAAAAAUAUAUCAAGCUGUAUAAUAGAAUCUGUCAAUUCAUUCCCGAAUGAUAUUAAAAAUGUUAUAAUAGCAAGCGAAUUGUUUUUGGAUAUUUUAAAAAUAUUUCCUGGAGAAAAUACUAGUGAAGUUUUAUUUAAAUUUACAGGAAAUAAAUCAAUAGCUCUUUUUAGUAAUUCUAAUCUUUCUUUAUAUUCUAUUAUUUUUCCGAAUAAUAUACCACCUGAAAUGUGUUAUCAUCUUUCUUCUUAUAUUUUUGAUCAUUUGAAAUUUAAACGUAUCUUUUUGCUUGCAACUAUUUUUCAAUGGGCUGUUUUUUCGCCUGUCAGUUUUCUUCGUACGACAUCAUCAUCGUUUCAAAUAGAAAAUGAACUCUGUCCGCUUUUAAAACCUCCUGCUUUACUUUUUGGUAUGGAAGCAUCUAUAUUAUCAUUGUGUGAACAAAGAAAUUUAGAUGCAAUUGCUAUUAUUGCAUCUUCAAAUGGGCCUUCUGCUCAUCUACAAAUAAGCACAGAUAUUGCAGAACAAGUAGCAAAUAUACUUGACCAGCUUAUUGGAAAUGGGAAUUUUGGUUUGAAAACUGCAUUAUGUAAUUAUAAUGCAUAUAUUAAAAAAAGAACAAAUAUAUUAUCAAUGUAUCUUUAA
Molecule: messenger RNA, 750 nt
Organism: Pneumocystis murina B123
Lineage: Eukaryota; Fungi; Ascomycota; Pneumocystomycetes; Pneumocystales; Pneumocystaceae
Exons: 4
Coding region: 1-750 (249 amino acids)
Source: RefSeq, a predicted model, not a curated record